Molecule: messenger RNA, 1004 nt
Organism: Coffea arabica (coffee)
Lineage: Eukaryota; Viridiplantae; Streptophyta; Magnoliopsida; Gentianales; Rubiaceae
Product: glutathione S-transferase U15-like
Biological process (GO): glutathione metabolic process
Cellular component (GO): cytoplasm
Molecular function (GO): glutathione transferase activity
Source: RefSeq, a predicted model, not a curated record
UAUAGCAAAUUAGCAAGCCAUCUCAUGCAGUAAGCAAUACCCAAAAGAGUGCUUAGUCGUCAGAUUACUUCCAACUUAAUUUUACUUCAUCCGAGAAUUUUUAGUCAUGGCAACAAAACCUGUAAAGCUUCUAGGUUUCUGGGAUAGCCCAUACGUGAAUCGUGUUCAAUUUGCACUCAACCUCAAGUCCAUUGACCAUGAAUUCAUAGAAGAGAAUAUUCUGAGCAAAAGCGAGCUCCUCCUUAGAUCCAAUCCUGUCCAGAAGAAAAUACCAGUCCUUAUCCAUGGUGAUGAGCCUAUAUGUGAAUCUCUUCACAUUGUACAGUACAUUGAUGAGGUGUGGACAGAUGGUCCUUCUAUCCUUCCUUCUCAUCCCCGUGAUCGUGCUAUGUCCCGUUUUUGGGCUGCUUACAUUGAUGAAAAGUGGCUUCCUCUGCUUUGGGAAGUAUAUGAGGCCAAAGAGGAGGACUCGAGGACAACCCUGCUAGAAAAAGUGCGUGAAGGUCUAGUAUUGUUGGAGGCUGCUUUCGUAAAGUGUAGCAAAGGGAAAGCUUUCUUUGGCGGAGAUAGCAUAGGUUACCUGGAUAUAGCUCUAGGCGGCUGCUUGGGAUGGCUAAAAGGAAUAGAAAAAUUGGCCUCUGUGAAACUGCUCGAUGAAACCAAGACACCAGCUCUUUUGGGGUGGGCUGAGACUUUCUGCUCAAACGAAGCUGCUAAGAAUGUCGUGCCAGAGCCUGAGAAGUUGAACAAAUGUCUCAAGGAGUUCCAAGCUCAGGCAGCAGCUGCAACCAAGUGAACAAAGAUGCAUAUAUUUCAUUAAUUAGUUUUGUGGCAAAGAAUUCUUGUUUAUCGUUUUUGUUUGUUAAUCCACAGCCAAAAAAAAAAUAAAAAAAAAAAAAAAUUCCGUCGCUGCUUCUUAAAUUCCAUCCUCCCCUAUUUAUUAUUAUUUUUUUUUUGAAAACUGCAGUGUGGGAGUCCUUUGGUGUGGGAGUCCUUUUAAUUGU